AUUUGUAAUAAACAAAUCCAAGCAACUGGUGCAACACCUCACACGACACAUUUCAAUCCCCAGUAACCAUCAGUCUGCGAGCACUUUUCACGUGCUUCUUUAGUGUACAGAGUAAUGCUUUUUAAGUGCGGUUUUUGUUUCCUUGUUUUCAUAAUCAGUCAAAUCAUUAAUCAGAAGAUUCCGGCAAAGAAUCACAGGCAAUGGCUGCCUCUCUAACCCUAAUUCCAUUUUUUCGUCUACAACACGCCGGAAAACGAACAAAUCCCUCUUGUCAGUGGUUUUCCGGCAACUUUUCCUGCGGCGUUCACAGCUUGAACUUAGAAAGAUACGACAGAUGGAACAAAAUGCCGGGCUUUACUGUGCCGAGACGUUCUGUAUCGGUUAGGUUAAGUUCCGGUCCUUUUCUUGAUCCAGAAGGUCUUGAUGGGGUUGUUCAAUCCUCUUCUCAUGCUUCUUCGGCCAUUCAUGGAUUGCUUGAUAGAGCGGAAGCCCUAAUAUACACUCUCGCUGAUGCAACUGUGACCGAGACUGCACAGAAGCAAGAAGGGGAUUGGCUAUCUGGUAUUACUAAUUAUUUGGAGAGUGUUCUCAAGAUUUUGAAGGAUGGGCUUUCGGCUUUGCAUGUUCCAUAUGCAUAUGGUUUCACAAUUAUUCUCCUGACUGUUCUUGUUAAAGCUGCCACAUUUCCGUUGACAAAGAAACAGGUUGAAUCUACAUUGGCCAUGCGGACUUUGCAACCUCAAGUAAAGGCUAUUCAGCAGCGCUACAAGGGUGACCAGGAGAGGAUACAACUGGAAACUGCACGAUUAUACAAACUCGCCGGUGUAAACCCACUGGCAGGUUGCCUGCCAACUCUUGUUACAAUACCUGUCUGGAUUGGCCUAUAUAGGGCUCUCUCAAAUGUGGCAAAUGAGGGCCUUCUGACAGAAGGAUUUUUCUGGAUUCCUUCUCUGGCUGGUCCAACAACAAUUGCAGCUCGACAAAAUGGCAGUGGGAUCUCAUGGCUUUUUCCUUUUGUGGAUGGUCAUCCACCUCUUGGGUGGUCAGACACUUUUGCUUAUCUUGUUUUACCAGUGCUUCUCAUUGUGUCACAAUAUGUCUCUGUUCAGAUCAUGCAGCGUGCACAGGUCAAUGAUCCAAACCAGAAGACUUCUCAAGCCAUAACUAAAUUCCUUCCCCUAGUGAUUGGUUACUUUGCUCUUUCAGUUCCUUCUGGUCUAAGUCUUUAUUGGCUUACAAAUAACAUCUUGAGCACAGCACAGCAGGUAUGGCUUCAAAAACUGGGAGGUGAUAAAAAUUCCGUGGUAAAGUAUUAUGAUGAAGCCAUCAGCCAAAAACAAGCGAAGACUCUGAGUAGUGAAACUAAAUUUGAUGCCAACCAAAUACAAGAAAAACCAAGAGAAGCACAAACAGAGUCAAGGGGACCACGUCCUGGUGAAAGGUUUAAGCAAAUCAAAGAACAGGAGGCCACAAGAAGAAAGCAACAAGAGGAGGAAGCAAGGAGGAAAUUGGAAGCUGCCAUGGAAACCAAGCAAAAUGGUCAGUCAACUAAGUUAGAAGAGGAAAGGGCAGAAGAGGAAAGGUUACACUCUUCACCUUCCUCAUCUAAUUCCUCAAAUGCAGAAGCUCAUCCAUCAAAACAAGUUCUUUCCUUAGAGGAUGCGAAUGAAGUUCAGGCCGUCAUAUCUAUGACUGGAUUACAUAGCGAUGGUCGUACUUUUGUUACCCAUGUAGAGAGAGAGGAAGAACCAAAUUCCAAUCACAAUAUGGACAAGGAGAAACAAAUGGAUUCUUAUAAUGGUAAUGGUGCAUCAUCUUCUGAGCAAGCUUCUCCAAAAGAAAGCGAACAGUCGACACAGAAAGAUUGAGCUUGGUUACAAUGGACACUCUAUCAAAAAUCCCACUUGUGCCUUGCGAGAGAUGGAGAUAUGUAUUUAUAAAAGAGGUGACAGUCAGGGAUCUGUACAGUAGUUCAUUUGUUUCACAGAGCAUAGAUCCCUUUACAGACGAAUAGCAAGCAAAAGAGAAUCAAACACAUUUCGGAUUUCAUGUAAGGUAGAGAGAUAUUUUAGUUUUCUAUUAAAGCAGUGUGUUCGUCAAACAUCCAUUCUGUGGCAGUAAGUUCACAACUUCUAGUCUGAGAACUCGUACUGUGAAUUUUGUGGAACUUUGUUACCACGAGAUAUUUUACUGUGAAAAUUUGGGGCCUGGAAAUAAAUAAUAUAUUGAAAUUCCAUGAAAGGUA
Molecule: messenger RNA, 2245 nt
Organism: Amborella trichopoda
Lineage: Eukaryota; Viridiplantae; Streptophyta; Magnoliopsida; Amborellales; Amborellaceae
Product: ALBINO3-like protein 1, chloroplastic
Biological process (GO): protein insertion into membrane; thylakoid membrane organization; protein localization to chloroplast
Cellular component (GO): chloroplast thylakoid membrane
Molecular function (GO): membrane insertase activity
Source: RefSeq, a predicted model, not a curated record